AUGACUACCUCUAUGACACCGAUGGAAGACGCCAUCAAGCAAAAGGUCACACAAGAACUUCAACCGACGUCUUUGGAAAUCUUCAAUGAUUCGCACAAGCACGCUCAUCACAAGGCAAUGGUUGGUGUAACUUCAAGGGAGACACAUUUCAGAGUCAAUAUUGUUUCGGAUGCAUUCAAAUCAAAGAUGCAACCAGCAAGACAUAGAAUGGUGUACACGCUUUUGAAAGACGAGCUGGCUGCUGAGGGUGGUAUCCAUGCCCUUCAGCUCAAGACUCGCACGCCCGAGGAAGAGGAGAAGGCAAAGGCAAGGGAGGCAUAG
Aureobasidium pullulans EXF-150 is the source of this 321-nucleotide messenger RNA. RefSeq names its product bola-like protein. Bases 1 to 321 code for a protein of 106 amino acids. The transcript is spliced from 3 exons. The record is from RefSeq and is a predicted model, not a curated record. Lineage: Eukaryota; Fungi; Ascomycota; Dothideomycetes; Dothideales; Saccotheciaceae.